This is a messenger RNA of Penicillium malachiteum, 4785 nucleotides long. RefSeq lists its product as uncharacterized. The transcript has 4 exons. Gene Ontology annotation, biological process: mitotic cell cycle. The record is from RefSeq and is a predicted model, not a curated record. NCBI's taxonomy places the organism in Eukaryota, Fungi, Ascomycota, Eurotiomycetes, Eurotiales, Aspergillaceae. Bases 1 to 4785 code for a protein of 1594 amino acids.
AUGAACGGACAGCCAAAAAUUGAAUUACUUCAAGCCGAAGUCGACUGUGACGGAGACGACCAAAGCUUUUUCCGUCUUCUCAUUGAGGAUCGGUACAUCAAAUACCUCACCAUCGACACCGGCAUUUACAGCACCGAUGAUAUGUGUUUUGGUCCUUCUCUAGCCUCUCUUUUACCAGUGCUCCCUCCAGGAGACUGGAACGAUGGACUCGUAUCCAAGAAUAAAGAAGGCCAACCAUACUUUGCAAGCAUGAAGAUGACCCAAUUUCCUGGUAUUCCAAACAUUUGGCACAAAAACUUCAUCGACUACUCAGAGCUUUCAAUCGGAGAAAAAUUACGGACGGGUAUCUACGAAGUGGAAUACAAAUCACAAAUCCCCAACAGGACCAUUGUCGCCAAGUUCGCUCGCUUUCCUUGGGAGAUCCAGUAUCUGGAAAAUGAGACCAAGGCGUACCAAUGGAUAUCCGGGUUGAAUAUUGGGCCUGGAUUUAUUGGUCAUUUAACGGAAAAUGGCCGGGUUAUUGGGUUCUUAAUGGAGCGGAUAUUUAAUGCAAGGCACGCUACAUGUGGUGCUCAGGAUCUCGAGGCCUGCAAAGAGCACACCAUGGCGCGCGCGGCCGUCCUCCCGCAGUCCCCUGCCAAAUGGGCACGGACGGCGACGAAGUCAACAAUGAACAAGGCUACCAAGACCAAGACCGCCGAACCGAAGAAGCGCGCCCCAGUUAGAUCAACUUCGACAGCCACCCGCGAGGAUAUGGGCUCGGAUACCGAUGAUGAGCUGGGAAUGAUGAUGGAGGAAACCAAGAAGGUUGCCCCGCCCCGAAGCCGUGCGACUGGACGUCCAGUGACCAAGCCGACCGUGCCACGAGGGAGAAAACCGACGACAACACCUGCAAUCAAUAAAUCGCAAGGCGACCGUGAGGCAAUUCAAGAGACUCAAUCUGAAGCCCCUAAGAAGCGCGUCGGACGGCCGAGGAAGAACCAGGAAGCAGAAUCCGCCACCAAGCCUACAGCGACCAGCAAGGCUCGAGGAAGGCCAAAGGUAGAGACCAGCAAAACCAAUCUCGCGACACGGAAAAUUGCUCGAAAUGCAACCGACAAUGACUCCUCUACCGAAUCCGCAGCACCCAAGAAUAUCGUUAUUUCAACCAAUUCGACAAUCGUGCGAUCCAACAUUCUGCGUGGUCCUGCGAAGAAGAAGACAGUUACCUUCCAAAACGUAUCGGAUCAGGAAUCUGAAGGAGAAACAGAGGAAUCAGUGGCACCAGCAGCUGGAGGCAGGAGAGCUGGCAGACAAGGCGGCUUAAGAUCUACUCCUGUGCGAAAACGAAUUGUCACAACUCGUGGAAGCAAGACCACUACAGCGAAGAGCGCGACAAAACCUCUUUCACCUAAGAAGGCUAAACAGGUAGCCAAGUCUCUUUCUGCCUAUGCCAGCUCGGAUGGCGAGGAGGAUGAACUGAGCGGGGCAAUGAACGAAAUGAAGGGGGCUGUGAAACUUGUUGUUCAUUCCCCUACAAAGCAGUCAUCGGACUCUGUGGGUCUGAGCUCACCUGUACGGAGGAUUAAUUUCACUCCGAAAAAGAGUGUUGAUGAGAAUGGCGAACCGAAACUUCCAACACCAAAACACGGAUCUACAGUGACUGGAUUGAGUUCUCCAGUUCGAAAAAUCAACUUCACGCCAAACCGGAGUCAACAGACUGCUGCAGACAAUGGGCAUCUAGCUCUUCCUGCUGGCAAGACCAUUGAUUUCAGUGAUUCUGUUUUUAUGUCUAGUCCUGCUAAGCGCCCUGAGCAAUCAUCCCCAUUCCGAUUUUCAUUCAGGGAUACACCAAAUGGUAGUUCUCUUUUCCGCGAUGAAUUGAACGCCGCCCCAGCUCUUAAUCUCUCUCAUGCGCCAUCCUCGCCUUUGAAGAUGUCUCCUCGGAAGGGUCACUUGGGUGCCUCAUUUUCUCAAUCGCCAUCCAAAGCCGAAGCACCGAUUUUCUCGGCUCGAUCAUCAUUGAUUCAGAGUCCAGCAAAGAGGAUUGCAUCGCCAUUCAAGAAUUCUCUCUUCUCAGCCAAGUCAAUAAAUCAGGCCGCUGCGCCCAUCGAUGAGAGUACAGGAGGGCUUUUUGGUUCUAACUCUCUCAACCGACGGCUGUCAUCCCAUCAAGAAUCAGAAGAGAAUGAAGCUUUGGAUGAAGAUCUCGAGAUGGUAGAGGAAGUUGCCCGUGAUAUCUUUGGCAUUGAGCUGCAAUCUAGCAAAACAUCCACCCCAUCUCCCUCAUCACAGGAGGUCCUUGAAGAUCCCGAACCUGUUGAGACUCGGAUGGAAGAAGCCCACUGUGCUGAUAUUAGUGAGGCGGAAGAAACAGAAGAAACAGAGGAAGAAGAGAUGGAAGAGAGAGAUGUUGACCAGGAGAUUCAGGAUCUAGAGGAGAUUCGACAUGAGCAGGAUGACUUUGGAACAAUCUGUUUCAAUACUAUGGAAGAGCUUCAGAGACCAUUCAAAAACCUUCCUGCUGAAGAGGACAUUGAAUCUGAGAUGGAUUUCGAUGAUGCUGAUUCAAUUGGCCAAGCUGAUGAGAGCGAUCAAGAGGAAGCCGGAGACGAUUUCGCAGUGGAGUCCAUUGAGCCUGCUGAAAUUGAGUCUAUUGAACCUGAGCAUGCUGAGGCUGUUACUGAGCUAGGUUACUCCUCGCCAGCACCUCAAAGUGUUCACUCAUCAGUACAUGUCACCCCUGUCUCAGAGUCGCCCCUCAAUAUGGACCUGCUCGAGGAAUAUGCUGUUCAAGAACCCGAGUCUCCCACUCCCGUGCGGAAUCUACGAAGCACUAUUUUAAUUGGCGAUAUGGAAAUGCGCGAGGAUGAUGAUUUGAGUGAGACCGGAAGCAUUAUUUACCAGCCGUUUGAAGAACAAGAAGCCGAGAUCGAAGAGGAUGAUGUGAUGCAUGAUGUCCCGUCUGCUAUCCCAUCUGACGCUACAUUCACUGCCUUGCCCCAACCUCGCUCACCAGACGAGGUUAACUCCGGUGAAAGUAGCCCACUUCAAAGAAUGGGACCAAUUCCCUCACUCGUGCCGACUCCCCCAGCCGGCAAAGCUACAAUGGCUAUGAUGGAUAGUGCUCAGUCCCACAGCCGUCUCUUCGAUAUCGAAAACACCGAAGAGCGUUUUGGUGCAGUGGAUAGUCCCAUGGAAACCACCCAGACUGACAUUCCCACUCCUACCAUGCGAAGGUUGUCCGGGACACCAGGCACUCGAAACCGGCGAGGAUCCGGCUUCAACGUCAAGCUAGGUUUCACACCACUAGCAAGCCAGUUUGGACACUGGGAAGCCAAUACUCCAACCCGAGAGCGACCACUUCGUCCCCACGAAGGCGAUGUUUCCUACCCUGAUCUCUCACGUACCUCUCUCGCCAACACGCCGCACCUCUUCUGUGAAUUGCCGCUUCACUCUUACAAUGAUGAUACUGCCAUGACUCCAGCAUCUGGGUCAAAAUACAAGUCGGCUCAUAAUGAUCACGACAUGACCAGUUCACCUAGCAGAAGUGAUAUUUUUGAAGACCUGCAGCCAGUUGUCCCUGCUCACCUUCGUGCGAGCUUGCCUCAUCAGCCAACUGCAGACGAGGAAGGGGACUCUUCAUCCGAGGACAAAGAAAAUCUCCCAGCCCCUACCCCCUUGCCAGCCACUCCGAUGAAAGCAGUACCUGAGCACCUACGCACUGUCCACACAGUGUCAAAGGUGCCCUUGAAAGGCGAAGGCGAAACCUCUCCAUUGAAAAUGCCUCGCAAGCGUGGACACUCGGUCUCAAAUACAUCGCCCACCCGCUCGUCUUCCCGUCUCCGCAACUCGAUACUCCUCCCACGUACCGACAGUGCUCCUGCUAUUUCACCUCGAGCAGAUGGUCAAUCUCCUCGCAGCCCCAGUCCCAAACGUCGACGUAGUGCUGCUCGACUAUCCAGUGUUCGAAUGACCUCGAUGCCUCCACCCAAGAGUCCUGCUGUCGCCAGCAGUCCCGGAAAGACUCCGCGUCGUAACCCGAGUCCUAAAAAGCAAGCGCUUCGAGGUGCUGUUGUUUACGUGGAUGUUCACACAACUGAAGGUGAGGAUGCUUCUGGCAUUUUCAUUGAGCUUUUGCAGCAGAUGGGGGCCCGUUGCUUCAAGUCAUGGUCAUGGAAUCCUCGAGCCAGCAUGUCGCCGGUUGACGGCGUGGAUCCCGCGCAUACAAUUGGCAAGGUUGGUAUCACUCAUGUGGUGUAUAAGGAUGGUGGCCUGCGGACUUUAGAGAAAGUCAAGUCUGCUGCUGGGUUGGUGAAAUGUGUCGGUGUCGGCUGGGUACUUGAUUGCGAGCGAGAGAACAAAUGGCUCGACGAGGCCCCAUACGUGAUCGACAGCUCUAUCAUUCCCCGAGGUGGCGCUAAACGUCGUAAGAGCAUGGAGCCUCGCGCUCUGAGCAAUAUCAACGGCACUCUGAAGCGUAUUGCCGAACCUUCUACACCAUCUGCCAGUGGACGUCGCUGCGGCGCUGAUCGGAAUGCCAUCGAGGGGUUCCGCAAGAUCACGCCCCCAACUCCUCUCGGCGCCUCGCCAUCUACACCCAGAGGACAAACCUCCACCGAUCGCUACCAGAUUCCCCAGACUCCUGGUUACAACUUUGCCAACCUCGAUGCCAUCGGCAUGUCUCCCGCUACGCCUUAUUUCCUCUCCAACCGUACCCAACUAGUCCAGCAAUCUUGCCCCCCCAAAGCAGAGCGGACGCGGCUUGUUCUCUGGCGAGAAGAAGCCAACAUUGAGCUUCGCUGA